This is a messenger RNA of Pungitius pungitius (ninespine stickleback), 3246 nucleotides long. Its product is annotated as interferon-induced GTP-binding protein Mx-like. Gene Ontology annotation, biological process: defense response to virus. Gene Ontology annotation, molecular function: GTPase activity; microtubule binding; GTP binding. The record is from RefSeq and is a predicted model, not a curated record. The transcript is spliced from 12 exons. Gene Ontology annotation, cellular component: microtubule; cytoplasm; nucleus. NCBI's taxonomy places the organism in Eukaryota, Metazoa, Chordata, Actinopteri, Perciformes, Gasterosteidae. The coding region runs from base 86 to 2074 and encodes 662 amino acids.
UCCUUCUGUCGCAUUGACGUUUCGGGCAUCCGAUCAACUUGUACCUCGUUCCACACAUUUUCCCGCCGGGAUUCACGCAGUCACCAUGAUGAACACUCUGAACCAACAGUACGAGGAGAAGGUGCGUCCCUGCAUCGACCUCAUCGACUCUCUUCGCUCUCUGGGAGUAGAGAAGGACUUGGCGCUGCCUGCUAUCGCCGUGAUCGGAGACCAGAGCUCGGGGAAGAGCUCCGUGUUGGAGGCGCUGUCGGGGGUGGCUCUGCCAAGAGGGAGUGGCAUUGUGACGAGAUGUCCUCUCGAGCUGAAGAUGAAGAGAAAGAGAGAAGGAGAAGCGUGGUACGGGAAGAUUAGCUACAAGGGCCAUGAAGAAGUUAUAAAAGACCCAGCAGAUGUGGAAAAAAUGAUUCGAGAAGCUCAGAAAACAUUGGCAGGGGUCGGGGUUGGGAUCAGUGAUGACCUCAUCAGUCUAGAGAUCGCCUCUCCUGAUGUUCCUGACCUGACCCUCAUUGACCUGCCCGGCAUCACCAGGGUGGCUGUAAAGGGACAGCCUGAGAACAUUGGAGACCAGAUAAAGAGACUGAUCCAGAAGUUUAUAACAAAACAAGAGACCAUCAGCUUGGUGGUUGUUCCAUCCAACGUGGACAUAGCAACCACAGAGGCUUUGAAGAUGGCACGGGAGGUGGAUCCUUCUGGAGACAGGACUUUGGGUAUCUUGACCAAGCCUGACCUGGUGGACAAAGGCACAGAGGAGACAGUGGUUGAUGUUGUCCGUAAUUUUGUCAUCCAUCUGAAGAAGGGCUACAUGAUCGUCAGGUGCAGGGGUCAGAAGGAGAUCACUGACAGGGUGACUCUUACUGAUGCUAUAAAGAGAGAAAAAGCCUUCUUCCAGGAUCAUGCCCUUUUCAAGGUUCUCUACGAUGAAGGCCAUGCAACGGUUCCUAAACUGGCAGAAAAACUCACCCUUGAGCUUGUGCAUCAUAUCCAAAGAACUCUACCUCACCUGGAAAAGCAGAUAGAGAUGAAACUAACAGAGACCCAGGAAAAGCUUGAUAAAUGUGGCAGCGGACCCCCACUCGAUGCAGCUGAGAAACUCGGUUUUCUCAUUGACAGAGUGGCAGCGUUUACAAAGGAUGCUAUCAGCUUCAGCACCGGGGAAGAAAUCCAAUUUGGAGAACCACUCAAUAUCUUUGCCACACUCCGAAGACAGUUUGCGGGUUGGAAAAAUACUAUAGUAAAAUUUGGAAGAAUAUUUAACCAGAAGAUUAAGAAAGAAGUGAAUCAGUACGAAAAGAGGUACCGUGGGAGAGAACUACCGGGUUUCAUAAACUACAAGACCUUUGAGGACAUGGUCAAGGAGCAGAUUAAAAAGCUGGAAGUUCCGGCUGUGCUGAAGCUCAAGGAAGUGACAGACCUUGUGAUGAAAGAGCUGUUUGAGUUGGCACAGAGCAGCCUUGUUGGAUUUCCUAAUCUCAUCAAAAUUGCUCAGGUGAAGAUCAACACCAUCACAAAGGAGAAGGCGACUGCAGCAGAGUCCAUGCUGAAGACUCAGUUUAAGAUGGAAAUGAUUGUCUACACUCAGGACAACAGAUACAGCAAGAAGCUGGUGAAGCGCAAGAGGGAUGAAGAUAAGCUUUGUUUGAAAUUCAGCAAUGACAGUGGGGCCACCCUGAGAGAGAUGAUUAAACACCUGCAGUCUUACUACAAAAUUGCUGGUCAGCGGCUGGCUGACCAGAUCCCGCUGAUCAUCCGCUACCAGGUGAUGCAGGAGUCUGCCGUCCAGCUGCAGAGGGAGAUGCUGCAAAUGCUGCAAAACAAGGAGAACACAGAGCUGUUCCUUCAUGAGGACUGUGGCAUAAAAACAGAAAGAAUCCGCCAUCAGAAUUGCAUAGAGCGAUUGUCAGCGGCACGAAUUCUGUUAACUGACUUUAGUCUGAACACAUCCAACUUCAACCAAGGGCGUAGGUUUGGUCCCAAGCAGGGAAGCUACACAACAACCCACCCAGUACCCCCCACAUCCACCGCCGUGAUGGCAACUGCUGCGAAGAGCAAAAAUGCACAAAAUUCUGACAGCUAAAUGGUUAAUUGACAAUUUAGAUCUGUAUUUACAUUUCAACAAAGUAUACACAGAUCAAAGACUAAAAUAAAGCAAGAUUUUUGGAACGGACUUUCUAAUGGAAAUGAGAAAAUAAAAACAUAAUGUUUCUAUUUUCAGCAUCCAACAUCCACACUCAAAAGGUUUACCUAAAUUCUGUGUAUUAGUGUAUUAACUCAAUUCCUUUUCUAUUUUGUAAUAUUCCUUUUUUAUUUAUUAUAAAUAGUGCUGCAAUCCCCUACCAAAGGCUUGCACAUAGCUGGUAGUUUGAGAGGCAGUUUUGGCAUAAACGUAUGAUUUUAUUUUUCAGCUCGGCACAUACAUUCAUGGUUGUGGAGAGGUUUAUUAUUUGUUACAUUGGGUUUUACAUUGUUAUCCAAAUGAACAAGUUAUGUUUUUAGUACAAUAAAUAAAGUAGAAAUCUUAUUGAAACCGCACGUUACUUUCAAAAUACAGUUUAAGCCCAGUCAUCAUAACAAGAAACAGAAAAAUUGAACCAACAUGCUGAUGCUCAAAGCAUAUUGUAUUUGUCAGUGUGUUACAGAAGACAUGGCAUUCAAUGUAAGUUGUAGCUCUCAAACUACAAAGGUUUAUCCGGGUUUGUUUGUGCAGAUUAACUGUACUACAUAUAUAUAUAUAUGUCGGUUAAAAGCAUUAUUAACAACGUUAAUGCAAACCCAUUUUAACAACGUCAAUUUUUUUAUUGUGAAAUUGGCGUUUUCUUAGGGGGGCGGAUGGAUGACUGCUGUUUAACUGCACUAGGCUGUGUCCUUGUUUACCUGAAAUCUGCACUUUAUUAUUUUAUUUUGUACCGCACUGUUUGGUAAUGUUGUUUUUCAGUAAAAUAAAACAUUUGCAUUAAGCAAGCCCAUCCACUUUUCCAUGUACAUAAGAAAAUUAAAAUUAAUUAAAUUUUUAAUUAAAAUUAACAAAAGAUAUGGGAAAAAAUAAAGGAAGGGACAUUUAGAUUUUGAUCCUGAAAAUUAUCCACACACCGGGUUGUGUGACCUCUUCAGUCAAGUCUGAACGCAGUGAUUCGUUACUCUUGAUCAACCUUUAGGGACACAUGCUGUUUCUUCAGGAGGACUGUAUCUUAAUUUGCAAAUGACUUUAUUUUAUAUUUCCUUUGUGAUUGAGUAAAAGCAGAAGUUAAA